AUGAGAUCUUUACCUCCCCCACGAGUCACUCGAGCAAGAAAAUGGAAAAGGAUCAAACGAGCAAUAAAAAACUUAUUUUCCAAAGGAUAUAUAUCUGAUUAUGGUGUAUUUUCCAGAAUCCAAACAAAUCAUUAUUCAAUCUCCAAAAUUCGUCGUCUGAGGUUUUCCACUCGAUUGGUUAAAUCUAGAAACGACUUGAAUAUUGUAAAACGAGCAAACAGAGGUUUCAAACUAGCUAAUUAUAUUAGUCGUGCUAGUAGAAGAGUUUCCGUACCUGGUUUAAAAAGAGGGUUACGUUCGCCAAAAUCAAGAAUGGAUUUCAGAAUCAAUUUUUAG
This is a messenger RNA of Candida dubliniensis CD36, 336 nucleotides long. RefSeq lists its product as uncharacterized. The transcript has a single exon. Bases 1 to 336 code for a protein of 111 amino acids. The record is from RefSeq and is a predicted model, not a curated record. NCBI's taxonomy places the organism in Eukaryota, Fungi, Ascomycota, Pichiomycetes, Serinales, Debaryomycetaceae.